Messenger RNA from Brassica napus (rape), 1570 nucleotides. RefSeq names its product equilibrative nucleotide transporter 1-like. Gene Ontology annotation, biological process: nucleoside transmembrane transport. The record is from RefSeq and is a predicted model, not a curated record. Bases 179 to 1447 code for a protein of 422 amino acids. Gene Ontology annotation, molecular function: nucleoside transmembrane transporter activity. The transcript is spliced from 2 exons. NCBI's taxonomy places the organism in Eukaryota, Viridiplantae, Streptophyta, Magnoliopsida, Brassicales, Brassicaceae. Gene Ontology annotation, cellular component: plasma membrane.
AUUUAUGCGUGUAAGCUAACCAUUGUGGACAAUUGGCCAUGUCCUCCUCUCCAAUAAUUGCUUAGCCAAAACCAAACGACAGCGUUUAGCCGAUUGCAUACAGACAAAACCACACCGUUUAGCAACUAUCUCCAUUACGGUUACGCAAUAACUUGCACAAAAGUCAACAACUUUCCAAAUGGGCUCCGCCGGAAAACCCGCCGACGACAUCUCAACCGACCCGGAAUCAGGACCGGAGACAUCCCUCCUCGGAUCAACCCCCAAAUCCCCACCCGACUCCUUCCACUUAGCCUACAUCAUCUACUUCACCCUCGGCGUCGGCUUCCUCCUCCCAUGGAACGCCUUCAUCACCGCCGUCGACUACUUCUCCUACCUCUACCCCUCCACCUCCGUCGACCGCAUCUUCGCCGUCGUCUACAUGCUCGUCGGCCUCUUCUGCCUCCUCGUGAUCAUCGUCUUCUACGCGCACAAGAGCCUCGCUAGCUUCAGGAUCAACCUCGGCCUCGCGCUCUUCGCCGUCUCCUUGCUCGUGAUCCCUGUCUUGGAUCUCGUCUACGUCAAGGGGCGAGUCGGGUUGUACGUUGGGUUCGAUAUCACCUCCGUCGCUGUUGGCCUCUCCGGUGUGGCCGACGCGCUUAUGCAGGGGGGUUUGAUCGGUGUUGCUGGUGAGAUGCCUGAGAGGUAUACGCAAGCUGUCAUCGCCGGAACUGCUGGCUCCGGUGUGCUUGUGUCUCUGUUGAGGAUCUUGACUAAAGCUGUGUACCCACAAGAUCCUAAUGGGUUAAGAAAAAGCGCGAAUCUUUACUUUGCUGUGGGGAUUGUUGUUAUGGUGAUCUGUGCUGUGUCUUACAACUUAGCUCACAAGCUUCCUGUGAUCAAGUUCCAUGAAGAGCGCAAGGCUCAAGCACUCAAAGAGAGUCAAGAGAACGGUUCUUUAACCGGACCAAUGUGGAGGAAGACGCUUUGGCAGAUCGUGACGAGGAUCAAGUCUCAUGGCUUCGGGAUCGUGCUUAUAUACAUUGUGACGUUAUCGAUAUUCCCUGGCUACAUCACUGAGGAUGUUCAUUCUGAUCUUCUCGGAGAUUGGUUCCCUGUCCUGCUCAUUGCGGCUUUCAAUGUCUUUGACUUGGUUGGGAAGUCGUUGACUGCUGUUUACAUGUUUACGGAUGAGAAGAUUGCGGUCGGUGGGUGCAUCGCUAGGCUGUUGUUUUACCCUCUCUUCUGGGGUUGCUUGCAUGGACCGAUGUUUCUGAGGACUGAGAUACCUGUAGCGUUACUGACGUGCUUGUUGGGGCUUACUAAUGGGUACUUGACAAGCGUGUUGAUGAUUCUGGCUCCGAAGUCUGUUCCAUUGAAGCACUCUGAGACGGCAGGUAUUGUAAGUGUGCUGUUCUUGGUUAUUGGUUUGGCGUCUGGGUCGGUCUUGGCUUGGUUCUGGGUUAUCUGAUUCUACCAAUGCUUUUGUUGGUAUCUGUAUUUGUAUUCUUUAAAGCUUUCAAGAAACUAAGCUUCAUUAAAUUGUGAAUCGUUUGUUUUUUUUUUACUUCAGUAAAAACUCUUAUUUUAACCU